Messenger RNA from Lingula anatina, 902 nucleotides. RefSeq names its product eukaryotic translation initiation factor 1. Gene Ontology annotation, molecular function: translation initiation factor activity. The record is from RefSeq and is a predicted model, not a curated record. Gene Ontology annotation, biological process: translational initiation. NCBI's taxonomy places the organism in Eukaryota, Metazoa, Brachiopoda, Lingulata, Lingulida, Lingulidae.
AUAGUUUACGGAAGUGACGUCAGCAUAGUUCCCGCUGUAGUGAAUCAUUCUUUGUCUUAGGCGCAAUCAAAAUCAGAAAACAUCGGCUUAACUGAGCCAUCUCUGAAGGUAUCAAGAAAUUCAGGUAGAAAAGGAAUUUCCCAGCUAUCGCAUGUCCGAGGAUAUUCAGAAUUUAAAACCCUUCGAUCCUUUUGGUGAUGCAUCAAAGGAUGAAGGCCUUGGGAUUACUGGUCAAGAAAGUCUGAUACACAUACGUAUACAGCAGCGGAACGGAAGAAAAACAUUGACAACUGUGCAAGGACUGUCUACAGUGUAUGAUUUGAAGAAAAUAGUGAAAGCUUGCAAAAAGGAAUUUGCUUGCAAUGGUACUGUAGUGGAUCACCCAGAGUAUGGUGAAGUGAUUCAAAUGCAGGGAGACCAGAGAAACCAUGUCCGGGACUUCCUAAAGUCCAUGGGGUUGGCUAAGGAAGACCAGAUCAAGGUUCACGGAUUUUAAAGAACUUUAGAUACUGAGCUACAGAAUUUAUAUCCAUACAUUUGAAGGAGGAGAAAUUUGACAACCAUAGCUUUACACACAAACUGACAUUGUCUGCAUGUAGUGCAGCUUUUAUAAACUGAAAACAACAAUGUAUUUGCACUCUGUGGAUCUCUAUUGUGUUGUCCUUUGAUAUUCUUUUGAUUUAAUACCUCCAGUAUUUAUCUGCAGUACAGUACUUUCAGGUUAUAGUGUAAAAUGCUAUCAAUUGCUUUUAUUUUUAAACUGCUCGGAAAUAAUUGAAAAACUCCCUUGGUAUUUUUUCUAAAUAGGUAAUUCUAGUGUAUCAUGUAAUCUUUUUGUAUAAGAAAUGUUUGUAUUUUGAUUUUUGAGAAACUGACAAUAAAAUUAUUAUGAACCAUUUUAA